CGUUCCCCUCGGUCUCCCUGGGCCCCAGGCCGCGGCGCCCGCGCCCACCCGCCCUUCCGCUCGCUCGCUCGCCCUCCUUCCUUCCCUGCGGCCGGCUGCGCCAUGGCGUUGGCGUUGGCGGCGCUGGCGGCGGUGGAGCCGGCCUGCGGCAACCGGUACCAGCAGCUGCAGAAUGAAGAAGAGCCUGGGGCUCCACAGCAGGUCGUGGGUGAUGCUCCUCCGCCGUACAGCAGCAUCUCUGCUGAGAGUGCAGGCAUGCUGGGAUUACAGAUGCCCGCCCCAGCGGCCAGCUUCUACGUGAGCGCUGCUGAUCCAAACUCAGCGUAUUUUGACUACAAAGAUGAGUCUGGGUUUCCAAAGCCCCCAUCUUACAAUGUGGCUACAACACUGCCCAGUUAUGAUGAAGCUGAGCGAACCAAGGCAGAAGCUACAAUCCCUUUGGUUCCUGGAAGAGAUGAGGAUUUUGUGGGUCGGGAUGAUUUUGAUGAUGCUGACCAGCUGAGGAUAGGAAACGAUGGGAUUUUUAUGUUAACUUUUUUCAUGGCAUUCCUCUUCAACUGGAUUGGGUUCUUCCUGUCUUUUUGCCUGACCACCUCAGCUGCAGGAAGGUAUGGGGCCAUCUCAGGAUUUGGUCUUUCUCUAAUUAAGUGGAUCCUGAUUGUCAGGUUUUCCACCUAUUUCCCUGGAUACUUUGAUGGUCAGUACUGGCUCUGGUGGGUGUUCUUGGUUUUAGGCUUUCUCCUGUUUCUCAGAGGAUUUAUCAAUUAUGCAAAAGUUCGGAAGAUGCCAGAAACUUUCUCAAAUCUCCCCAGGACCAGAGUUCUCUUUAUUUAUUAAAGAUGUUUUCUGGCAGAGGCCUUCCUGCGUUUAUGAAUUCCCCUUCAGAAGCACGAGAAUACCUGCAGGAAGAGAAUUGAGAUGUGGAACACAGGAAUUAUCACCUGCUUUAAAAAUAAAGUACUGUUGAAAAAGAUCAUUUCUCCCUAUUUGUUCCUAGGUGUAAAAUUUUAAUAGUUAAUGCAGAAUUCUGUAAUCAUUGAAUCAUUAGUGGUUAAUGUUUGAAAAAAAAACAAACUCUUGCAAUCAAGUCUGUGAUGUAUUAAUAAUAAUGCCUUACAUAUUGUUUGUAGUCAUUUUAAAUAGCAUGAGCCAUGUCCCUUUAGUCAGUAGGGGGCAAUCUUGCUUUAUUCAUCUUCCAUCUCAAAGCAAAUUUGGAAUUAAAGAUUUAGUGUAAGAUAUGUAUAAGGCUGGCUGUUUUAAAAGGGGUUUUCUCAAAAGUUAAAUCUUUUGUUAUGACUGCAUUUCUGCACAUAUUCCAUUAUUUACUGUUAAAAUUAACCUAGAAGUUUAUUCAGUUGUACUGUGUGUGAACACCUGGAAGCAAAACCAUAGUGCAAAAUACAUUAAGGUGUGAUCAAAAAAUGUUAAUUGGUAAAUAAGCAUUAAUUUUUCAUAGUCUGUUCAAAAAAUUGCAGUAACUUUUUGUUCUGUGGUGUGUACCAAGGAAUUCUAAAGGUGUUGUCAUUGUAUAAAAUAGAAAGGACAAAGACAAAUGCAGAUUAAUUACUAAAGGGUAAUUCUUGACAUGGUGUAAUUAGAAAACCAGAGGUUUAGGUUUUAGAAGCAAAGAAUUAGCUUGGAACUUUUGAGAUGAUCCCUAACAUACUGUACUACUUGCUUUUACAAUGUGUUAGCAGAAACCUAUGCGUUAUAAAUGUAGAAUGAUGUGCUUGCUGCCCAAGUGGUAAUUCACUUUGGUUGCUAUAUUAAAAAUGUAAAUACAAAAGAACGUUAAUAAAUGUCUCUUGUGUAGCA
Jaculus jaculus (lesser Egyptian jerboa) is the source of this 1815-nucleotide messenger RNA. It is a transcript of the gene Ndfip1, whose product is annotated as Nedd4 family interacting protein 1. The transcript has 9 exons. The coding region runs from base 103 to 837 and encodes 244 amino acids. Lineage: Eukaryota; Metazoa; Chordata; Mammalia; Rodentia; Dipodidae. Gene Ontology annotation, cellular component: perinuclear region of cytoplasm; Golgi apparatus; endoplasmic reticulum. Gene Ontology annotation, biological process: positive regulation of protein ubiquitination; metal ion transport; vacuolar transport. Gene Ontology annotation, molecular function: WW domain binding. The record is from RefSeq and is a predicted model, not a curated record.